Galeopterus variegatus (Sunda flying lemur) is the source of this 818-nucleotide messenger RNA. Its product is annotated as 2-oxoglutarate dehydrogenase, mitochondrial-like. The transcript has 4 exons. Lineage: Eukaryota; Metazoa; Chordata; Mammalia; Dermoptera; Cynocephalidae. Gene Ontology annotation, cellular component: oxoglutarate dehydrogenase complex; mitochondrion. Gene Ontology annotation, biological process: tricarboxylic acid cycle. The record is from RefSeq and is a predicted model, not a curated record. Gene Ontology annotation, molecular function: oxoglutarate dehydrogenase (succinyl-transferring) activity; thiamine pyrophosphate binding. The coding region runs from base 155 to 706 and encodes 183 amino acids.
GAGGGGCGUGCCUUCUCCUCCGGGGCAGGGCUACGUGCUGACGCCACACGCUGGGCGGGGUCGAGAGUUUGGUGCCCCAGAGUGGGGUGUCGGCUCCUCAUUCGGGUGGAGCUCAGCUGGAUACAGGCAGUCGUGAAAGACUUCAGGACAAAAAAUGUUUCAUUUAAGGACUUGUGCUGCUAAGUUGAGGCCGUUGACGGCUUCCCAGACUGUUAAGACAUUUUCACAAAACAGACCAGCAGCAGCUAGGACAUUUCAGCAGAUUCGGUGCUAUUCUGCACCUGUUGCUGCUGAACCCUUUCUGAGUGGGACUAGUUCGAACUAUGUGGAGGAGAUGUACUGUGCUUGGCUGGAAAACCCCAAAAGUGUACAUAAGUCGUGGGACAUUUUUUUUCGCAACACCAAUGCUGGAGCCCCCCCGGGCAGUGCCUACCAGAGCCCCCUUCCCCUGAGCCGAGGCUCCCUAGCCACCGUGGCCCACACACAGUCCCUGGUGGAGGUGCAGCCCAACGUCGACAAGCUCGUGGAGGACCACCUGGCGGUGCAGUCUCUCAUCAGGGCGUACCAGAUACGAGGGCACCAUGUAGCACAGCUGGACCCCCUGGGGAUUUUGGAUGCUGAUCUGGACUCCUCCGUGCCCGCUGACAUUAUCUCAUCCACAGACAAACUUGGUGAGGGUCCAAGAACAGUCAGCUGCGUUGCUUGAGCCCCUCUCUCUGUGCCGCAGCCUGUGGUAGCCAGGACAUCCAGGCAGGAGGGAAAGGCUCUUAAGUUUCCUUCGCUCUGAUCACUUGAAAUUUAUCAGUAAUAAAACCUUA